Molecule: messenger RNA, 1923 nt
Organism: Lethenteron reissneri (Far Eastern brook lamprey)
Lineage: Eukaryota; Metazoa; Chordata; Hyperoartia; Petromyzontiformes; Petromyzontidae
Gene: TMEM41B
Product: transmembrane protein 41B
Biological process (GO): autophagosome assembly
Cellular component (GO): endoplasmic reticulum membrane
Source: RefSeq, a predicted model, not a curated record
GUUCAGCUUCACCGGCAGCAGGGAGGCGAAGUCUCUCGCUCGCUCUCUCGGCUUCUCCGGCGAAUUGUCUUCAAGGUGAAACCGGAGGAGAGGAGGGGGGAAAUUAUUAUUAUUUCCUAUCAGCGAAAGGAAACCCGAGCUCUAUGGGAAUGGCGAAGGCUGAGGUUGGAGCACAGCAGAGCAGGACGAGCAACACCAGGAGCAGGGUCACACAGAGCAACUCCCAUCCCGAUGGGAGACUCUCACCGGCCCUCAAACAAAAUAACCAAGAUGGUGUUGACUCUACAAAGAAGCCGCUGCUCUUGCUGGCUCUGAUCUUCCUGACAGCUGCAGCAAUCAUGUUUAUCAUCUACAUUAACUUCCCACAGCUGAGCGAAGAGGAAAGGGGAAAGAUCAAGCUUCCCAAGGAUAUGGAUGAUGCAAAAGCACUUGGCCAAGUUUUGUCAAAAUACAAAGAAACAUUUUACGUUCAAGUCAUGGUUGCAUUUUUUUCAACAUAUAUUUUCCUCCAGACAUUUGCUAUCCCAGGCUCUAUAUUCCUCAGUAUUCUUUCAGGAUUUCUCUAUCCUUUCCCCUUGGCCUUGCUGCUGGUUUGUUUGUGUUCCGGACUUGGCGCAUCUUUUUGCUACAUGCUGUCAUAUCUUGUUGGUCGGCCAAUUGUCCACAAGUACCUUUCAGAGAAGGCUGCUGCAUGGUCAGAUAAUGUGAACAAACAUCGGGAGCAUCUCCUCAACUACAUAAUUUUCCUGAGAAUCACUCCCUUCCUGCCGAACUGGUUCAUUAACAUUACUUCUCCAGUCAUCAAUGUCCCACUUGGCGUGUUUUUUGUUGGAACAUUCAUUGGUGUUGCACCACCUUCAUUCAUCGCAAUUCAGGGGGGCACGACGCUGUAUCAGCUGACGACGGCCGGCGACGCUGUCUCCUGGAACUCGGUUCUGGUGCUCAUGCUGUUUGCUGGGCUUUCGCUUUUGCCCGUCUUUUUGAAGAACAAGCUGAAACAGAAAUUCCAGUGAAACCACAACUGCCUUUCGCAAACGAAAUAUCCUUCAAUCACAUUAGGCCAACAUGGCAUAUAUUCACAAGUAAAAAAAUCCGUAAAAAAAUGCUUUUUCUUUGAUCCACAAGUUGUUUAGCAACAUGUUUCAUUGAGCUUUCAUUAUUCCAAUUAACAGUUUUCUGGGCUCAUUUUUGUCCAAUAUUAGAAUGCAAUGAUGCAUUGUCAUAAACACUGUAAUUCUUGUAUGGCACUAUUUAAGGUGUGUAAAAUGUUACUAUUCAUGCGUUAUAAACAAAUAUUACCACUUUGAUAUGUGAUAUAUUUGUACAUUUUAAAUUCAUAUUCGUCAAGGAAAUGUGCACAUCUGUUGUACUUUUAAGAAAAGGUAUAUACUUAUUCUAUUAAAAUAAUCUUCAGUUCAUAAAUGUGCUUUCUAAACUUCUUUAAAAGCUUCCGUACCAUGAUAAGAAUACUUGUGGAUUUUUGUGACUGGUGGUGUACUAUUUGAAUACUAACAUGUUUGUUGAUAGGUCAACAAACUUUUUUUUUGCAUUGUAUUAUCUACAAAUGCCAUGAUUUAGACUUUCAGGAGUAAAUAACGAGUUUUAAUGCAGUGAAAAAAUCCCAGCGUAUCGCUGAAUUGAUAAGUUGUCAUAAGUGAACAUAUUUUCGUAAGAUUUAAACAACAAAUGAGACUUCAAGUUAAUUAACUGAAUUACAUUUUCUUGCAAGCUAUCACAAUGUACUACUGUAAAUGUUCAAUGUAUAAUUUCUUGCACACUUGUGUAGAAAUGUACAAAACGAUGACAUAAAAUAAUGCACAUUAAUACUUAAGUAUAGCCUAUGCAUAGUUUUCUGCUUUGAUUAUCCUGUACAUUAGUGACUUAUUCUGUAUCUUGUUAAAUUAAAUCUUCCACAUGAACAAG